Molecule: messenger RNA, 7629 nt
Organism: Indicator indicator
Lineage: Eukaryota; Metazoa; Chordata; Aves; Piciformes; Indicatoridae
Gene: VCPIP1
Product: valosin containing protein interacting protein 1
Exons: 3
Coding region: 1-3651 (1216 amino acids)
Biological process (GO): endoplasmic reticulum membrane fusion; protein K11-linked deubiquitination; protein K48-linked deubiquitination
Molecular function (GO): cysteine-type deubiquitinase activity
Source: RefSeq, a predicted model, not a curated record
AUGUCCCAGCCUCAGCAGCAGCAACAGCCGCCGCCGCCGCCGCCACCGCCGUCUUCUCAGCAGCAGCCGCAGCCGCCGCCUCCGGCCGCCUCCAAGAAGAGGGACCGGCGCAUCUUUUCGGGUACCUGCCCGGACCCCAAAUGUCAGGCUCGGCUCUUUUUCCCGGCCCACGGGCCGCAGAGCGGCGGCAGCAUCGAGUGCACGGACUGCGGGCAGCGCCACGAGCAGCGGCAGCUGCUGGCCGUGGAGGAGGUGACGGACCCCGACCUGGUGCUGCACAACCUGCUGCGGAACGCGCUGCUGGGCGUCAGCGGGGCCGGCCCGCCCCGCAGGAACACGGAGCUCGUCAAAGUCAUGGGCCUCUCCAACUACCACUGCAAGCUCCUGGCCCCCAUCCUGGCCCGCUACGGUAUGGACAAGCAAACCGGCAAAGCCAAGCUCCUGACGGAGAUGAACCAGGGAGACAUCUUCGACUGCUCCCUCCUGGGUGACCGCGCCUUCCUCAUCGAGCCCGAGCACGUCGAAACCAUCGGUUAUGGCAAGGACCGCUCCGGCAGCCUCAUCUACCUGCACGACACCCUGGAAGACAUCAAGAAGGCCAACAACAGCCAGGAGUGCCUCAUUCCUGUCCAUGUGGAUGGAGAUGGCCACUGCCUGGUCCAUGCAGUCUCACGGGCACUGGUGGGCAGGGAGCUGUUCUGGCACGCUCUGCGAGAGAAUCUCAAGAAGCAUUUUGAGGAGAAUCUGAGUCACUACAAGGCCCUUUUCCAUGACUUUAUCGAUGCAGCCGAAUGGGAGGACAUUAUCAAUGAAUGUGACCCACUGUUUGUUCCUCCAGAAGGUGUGCCAAUGGGCCUUAGGAAUAUUCACAUCUUUGGCCUGGCCAACGUGCUUCACCGGCCUAUCAUCCUGUUGGACUCCUUGAGUGGAAUGCGAAGUUCUGGGGAUUAUUCAGCCACCUUCCUCCCUGGUCUGAUACCUCUAGAAAAGUGCAUGGGCAAGGAUGGCAUGUUGAACAAGCCCAUCUGCAUCGCGUGGAGUAGCUCAGGACGUAACCAUUAUAUUCCUCUAGUUGGAAUAAAAGGUGCUGCUUUACCUAAACUGCCUAGGAAGCUACUUCCUAAAGCCUGGGGAGUUCCUCAAGACCUCAUCAAAAAGUACAUCAAGUUAGAGGAGGACGGUGGUUGUGUUAUUGGAGGAGACAGAAGUUUGCAAGAUAAGUACUUGAUGAGGCUGGUUGCUGCAAUGGAGGAGGUUUUCAUGAGCAAGCAUGGAAUCCAUCCCAGUCUCGUAGCUGAUGUACAUCAGUAUUUCUACAGAAGGACUGGUGUGAUAGGAGUCCAGCCUGAAGAAGUCACUGCAGCUGCCAAAAAAGCAGUGAUGGACAACCGCCUUCACAGGUGCCUCAUCUGUGGGGCUCUUUCGGAGCACCACGUCCCUCCGGAGUGGCUGGCUCCUGGGGGAAAACUCUAUAACCUGGCCAAAAGCACCCACGGCCAGCUAAGGCCUGACAAAAACUACAGUUUUCCCUUGAACAGUUUGGUGUGCUCUUACAACCCCACAAAGGAUGUGCUGGUACCGGACUAUAGCCUGAGCAGUUUGACUGCCUGUAACUGGUGCCACGGUAACCUGGUGCGGCGUGUCAGGGAAGAUGGAUCCGUUUUGUAUUUGGAUGGAGACCGAACUAACACCAAGUCUGCAGGUGGCAAGUGUGGCUGUGGAUUCAAGCACUACUGGGAAGGUAAAGAGUAUGAUAAUCUCCCUGAAGCUUUCCCUAUUACUCUAGAGUGGGGUGGAAGAGUGGUUAGAGAGACGGUCUACUGGUUCCAGUAUGAAAGCGACGCGUCCCUGAACAGCAACGUCUAUGACGUGGCCAUGAAGCUGGUUACCAAGCACUUCCCUGGUGAGUUUGGCAGUGAGAUUCUUGUCCAGAAAGUUGUCAACACAAUAUUGCAUCAAACUGCCAAAAAGAACCCUGAUGAUUACACCCCUGUAAAUAUUGAUGGUGCUCACGCCCAAAGAGCUGCUGAUGUACAGCAAGGACAGGAGCCAGAGUCCCAGCUUCCAACCAAAAUUAUUCUGACUGGACAGAAGACAAAAACUUUGCACAAGGAGGAGUUGAAUAUGAGCAAAACUGAAAGAACUAUUCAGCAGAACAUUGCAGACCAGGCUUCUGUCAUGCAAAAACGGAAGACUGAAAAACUGAAACAGCAUAAAGGGCAGCCCAGGGCUGCUUCUCCCGGGGCUGUGCGUGAGGGGCCCUCGUCUGCACCUGCCACACCCACCAAGACUCCCUAUUCCCCAACCGCUGCGAAGGAGAAGAAAAUCCGGAUAACCACGAGCGACGGGAGGCAGUCCAUGCUUACUCUCAAGUGCACCACCACCUUCCUGGAGCUGCAGGAGAGCAUAGCCAGAGAGUUCAACAUUCCCCCCUAUCUGCAGUGUAUCCGCUACGGCUUUCCUCCCAAGGAGCUGCUGCCCCCCAAAGAGGGCAUGGAGAACGAGCCUGUGCCCUUGCAGCACGGUGACAGAGUGGCAAUUGAAAUCCUGAAAGGUAAGGAGGAGGGCAGGCAGCCUGCUGCAGCACACUCAGCCCAUGUUGUGAAGCACGAGGACGUCACCCUGACCAGUAAAAUCUCAUCCAAGGAGCUGCAGGAGCAAGUGGAUAAGGAGAUGUAUUCUCUCUGCCUUCUAGCAACACUCAUGGGAGAAGAUGUUUGGUCUUACGCAAAGGGGCUUCCUCAGCUCUUUCAGCAGGGUGGAGUAUUCUACAGCAUAAUGAAGAAAACCACAGGUCUGGCUGAUGGCAAGCACUGCACUUUCCCACAUCUGCCUGGUAAAAACUUUGUGUACAACGCAGCAGAAGACAGGUUAGAGCUGUGUGUGGAUGCUGCUGGGCACUUCCCCAUCGGCCCCGAUGUCGAAGAGUUGGUUAAAGAGGCCUUAAGUCAAGUGAGAGCAGAAGCUGCUUCGAGAAGCAGGGAAGCAAGUCCUUCACAUGGAAUGCUGAAGCUGGGUAGUGGGGGAGUUGUGAAAAAGAAAUCUGAGCAACUGCACAACAUAACUGCAUUUCAGGGGAAGGGCCAUUCCCUAGGGACUGCCUCCAGUAGCCAACAGCACGAUCUGAGAGCCAAGGAAACACCACUCCUACGAAAGCAUAGCACAGAAACGGACUUCAGUCCUGCUAAAGUGGAGCCUUCUGCAUUCACAGCUGCUGCUGCUGCUAACAGUGAGCUGAUCCGCAUGGCGCCGGGGGUCGUGACCAUGAGGGACAGCAGGCAGCUCGACCCCACUCUGGUUGAGGCACAGAGGAAAAAGCUGCAGGAGAUGGUCUCCUCUAUUCAGGCUUCGAUGGACAGACAUCUGCGGGAUCAGAAUGCAGAGCAGUCAGCGCCAGCUGAGCUCUCCCAAAGGAAAGCAGAAGCAGUGAGUUCAGCUGCUAAAACUGGGAGCUUCCAGGCUGCCUCUCUGCCAGGUGGCCCCCAGCACUUGAACAGCGACCCCGCCAAGGGCAGCGUGGUGAAUUCUGUGGGGAUAACAUUCCGUGCAAGGGCUAAAGCACAAAAGGGAAGUUCUGUCGAGGAGCUUGAGGAGAUGGAUAGUCAAGAUGCAGGAAUCACCAAUGCAACUGAGCCAAUGGAUCACUCUUGAUAGGUUAGAAUCUCAUAAGGGUAAAAGAAAUUCCGGUUCCAAUGUCAUGUUUCUUGGCUGGGCCACACAAAGUGAUUAGUUAUUCAAUCUUGUAUGUAUGUUAAAGAUUAUAUCAUCUUAUUCAGUGCAUGAUAAGCGUGUGAUUGGCAAUAGCUUUCAAUAUUCCCAUACUGCUGCCCAGGCUGGCUCUGUUACCUGUCAAUUAGUCAUUAGGAGAUGCACUGAGAUGAAUAUCUGCUGUACAUGUGGGUUCUUGAAAACUCUUUGUCAUUUUUAAUUCCUUAAAGGUCUUAAAAGUUUAAGCCCAUGGGAGGUGCUUACCAUGCUAGUUUAAGGUUACCGGAAAGGCUAUAACAGGCAAAACUAGAAACGUGACAAAGCUAAUCCUGUCCCAGGUGCAUAAUUCUACUCAAAAAUACACUGUAAACACAAAUUGUGCUUAAACUAAACUGCUAAAUAUGAUACUGCAGCAACUAUUUUAGUGAUGACAUGCUGGCACUGCCAGUUUAAAACCUCUUCCAUUCACACAGCUCUGUAUGCUCAGCAGAGACCUUGGAGUAAGCGUAACUUCAGUAAACUCUCUUAAUUUCUGCAUAUUGCCAGUUAGUGCAAGUUAGAAAGAAGGCUUCUUCGUGUAUGGUGAAGAUAAAGCUGGGGUGGUGUGGUUAUGGCUGAGCCAACACAACCAUUUUGGUGCUCUGUCAAUAAGUGAUAACACAUUUUAUUUCCUCCCAACCACCAAGCUGCUCAGAUGCUGUACAGCUUUUAGCACAACUCCAGGAGAGAAGUUGGCAGACACAGGAAACAACAAAUGCUCAGUGGCAAAUCCACUUCUUUUCAGACUUUGAUUGCUAGCAUUGGUCAGUAAGGGCAAAAUGAAAUAACAGCUGUCCUCUUCAGAGCAAAUUAACAAUUUAUUGGAAGGAAAUGACUCUCUAAUCUACAUUCUGCUAAAGUGUUCAGUGAUAAUUGAGCUUUUGGAAGCUGUUUGCUCCAUGGAAACAAGGAAUAGAUGCUGUCUGGAAAGCCUGCCCUCCUCUAUUAGCCUUGCUUCAGUCUGUGGUGCAGAUCUCCCUGCACCACUGAUAGUGUAGCUCAUCUCCACCUCAGCCCUGCGGUGCCAGGCAUUAAGAAGCAGCUGUGGUGCUUGCUCCCUGAGGUUAGAAUGUGUAUCUGACACUGCACUUUGCUUCCUGUCUUCUGAGUCACAUUUAAAUGCACUACUGUCGCUUCCUCUAAUGGUAAAAUAACAUCGAAUGGGUGAAAGAUGUUAAUCCAGCUCCAAAGAAAUGAACAGCAUUUCAGUACUGAAGUCUGUGUGUGUGCACACGUGGGUUUCUACCAGUUCACAGAUGUUAUUUGUGUUGUCUGUGUUUGUACUCAGAAAAGCCUCCUCACUUUUUGCAUUUCUGAUCACUUAAGCAGCUCUAAGCAUUAGUAGGAUGAAGUGUCCCACGAGGGAGGAUUUAUUUUUGUAUGGAAAAACUAACUGAAGCAAGUCACUUAAAGAUCAGCCCCUGUUUUGUCGAAGUAAGUUCAGAUGCCUCUGUUGGUUAAUAUGUAGAGGGAUUAAGUAAGUUUCUGAUUUAGUACACUACUUCUAGCUAAAAAGUAAGAAUCACCUUUACACAAACACAUGGGAAAUAUUAGGAUCUCAACCUCCAAAUUACCAAUUUGUAAGCUUGGAAUGUAUGAAGUAAUUUGGCUCACCAGAACUGACCUUGCUGAUGCACUGAUUAACUGGCAGGGCCGUUGUAAUGGGAAACAGGAUGCACAGGCAGCAGCUGGCAGUCUGCCAUGACUUCUGAAAACAUUCUGUCUCCCCUGAAUCAAUCUCCUGUCUGAAGACUGCUGGGUAUGGAGACUGUGGAGUAGGGGCUUAUGCUUGGUCACAGGAUGAGGCUGUGGCCUGCUCCUGGGAGAGAGUUUAAGUCAGGAGAGGCUGAGAGGGAGGAAUCUCUUGGUCUCUUGUGUUUUAGACAAAGUGACUACCACCUAGAUAUUUUUAAGCUUUUCAUUAGAAAAAGAAGUCUUCCUUGGCUGAAAAAGAAAAAAAAAAAAAAGUAGUGUAUAUGAGAGAGAUUUGAGCUUGAAAUAAGUUGAAAUACUCACUGCACAUACUUAUUUCAUGCCUUUCUGGUAAGACUACAGAAGUCUGUGCCUUCUACUGUGUCAAGAGAAAGGCUUGGUUUGAUUUUGACACGCUUCUCAUUUCAUCAGUAAUUUGACAUUUUCCUUCUUACCUAAAUAGAAAGAGACUGAGGUAAUUGCUCUGUUUGACUCAACCUUUCCUUCAUCUUGGUCCACUCGAGUCACAUAGAUCAGAACUCUCCAGUUCCUAAAACAAAAUGGUCUCAGAAAGGAACAGCAGAAUGGUGUUAAACUCACAAGAUCCUCUGGUGUAAAGCAGGGUUGUGCGGUUGUGCUGCUCGCUUUGCCGUGUUCCUGUUUCACCUGCCUUUCUCUUGCAUUUCAGUGUCAGUGCUUUUAAUACCCUCAUGUGAAACUAAACCUCUCCUCGUGCUGGGGAGAUGUGUGGCUGUACAGGAGAAGUUAAAUAAAGAACACUGAGGUGGAAGUUUGAACAGCUGUUUCAUUUGGUGGCUAGCAGGGUGUGCAAGUGCUAGUCGAGGCAAAUCCAUGUGCUGGUUGGGCUUCCCUGCUGGAGCCAGGAACAUGGUGGAGAGGCACAAGGGCAGGGGAGAGGUUGAGUCCUGGUGGAUGUGAAACUGUGUCAGACAUCCACAAUGGAGUGGAGUGCCCCUUUCUCAAAAAUACCUUCAGCUUCUUGCUACUGACUGGGCAGAGGCUUUGGCUGUAAAUUUUUGUCGAGUAUCUGCCUUGACUACUUUCUGGUCUGGGGGCCGACCACCUUCUCUGCAGGGUCUCAUGGCAAAGACGACUUGAAGUACUGGAAAAUCCUAAACUUUGCUCUGGCUUAGUAUGUAUAACCUAAAGGAAAGGUGAUUACUGAAAUUACAGUGCUAGGACACAAGCAAAAGGAGAAUAACUAGAUUGCUGAUAAGCAUAUGGGAAACCUGAGGAAAACAGAGCAGUUUUCCAGGCAUGUGUGUUUUUCCUGCUUCAGGUAGCUGGCUGUGUAGUAAGGUUGACUUUGAUACUGCUGUUUCUUUGUAAAUGGUUUGCAUAUCAGUGAAGGGAAAUUAAUGGCAGCUUUUCAGAUGGAAACAUAAAUAUAUUUGGACUGCCUUCACUGCUGUAGUCGCAGCUCAGUGGUGCAGCUUGCUGGGUUUCUGAGUCCCAUGUAGUACAGAACAUGAACUAGACAUGUACAGUGGCAGCCCUGUACAGCAGGUGUGAUGUCAAGACCCAAAUGCUUAGCUUACCAUCCUUCCAAAAGCCUCAUCUCUUGUUGCUGUCACAAGGUUAGCAGAGUUGCUGGCUGCAUUUCCAAGGUGUUGGGGAUGUCAGGUACUGAAGUUCCUGGUGCUUGAUCUGCAAUGUAUCAGGAAGCAUCUCAGAAGGUGCUGCUGUGAUAUCCAUGUUCCCAUGCUCACACAGCAGGCUGGGUGUGCUUUUGUAAGAGGAUAAUAAUCUGAAGCUGAUCUUUCUGUGAAGAAAACCACAGCAGUGAGUGGUUUCUUUGUUUUGCUUGCGGAUAUCAGUUUAGUAUCUGAAACUAGAAGUUGCUUAAGUCCUUUAGGAUGCAGGAUUCCCUCUGAGCCCUUCUGCCUGUGGUUGAGCAAUAAAAGGUUGGAACCAGAGUGGUAUUUUCAGAAUAAUUUUACGUUUCUUGAGGAUUAUUGCCAAGAAAGAGUGCACUUUUAGGAGGGAAUGCUGUUUAAAAUGUAUAAAUAAGAGUUCAAAUAGUGUAUAUAUUUAGAAAACAAAUCCUUUUUAAACAGUAAGUGCUUUACAUGUUGGAUUCAAAAGAAAUUAGCAUAGACACUAUUCCCAUCCUCACAGUACUGGCUGUUACCCAGCACAGUUUGGUUUGGUUUAUUUGUGAUUGCUGUA